Molecule: messenger RNA, 1890 nt
Organism: Guyanagaster necrorhizus
Lineage: Eukaryota; Fungi; Basidiomycota; Agaricomycetes; Agaricales; Physalacriaceae
Product: alcohol oxidase
Exons: 13
Coding region: 1-1890 (629 amino acids)
Molecular function (GO): oxidoreductase activity, acting on CH-OH group of donors; flavin adenine dinucleotide binding
Source: RefSeq, a predicted model, not a curated record
AUGUCUUUCUUCUCGCAAAUCAAGCUCUUCGGCCAUAGUAGCCUGAUCAGCAAUCUGUCAGCAGUUGGCCGAACGGUUGGCGAAGAGAGCAGCAACGAAAAUAAUGGUACGGAUGACGAGUACGAUGUAAUCAUUGUUGGAGGAGGUACUGCUGGUUGUGUACUGGCCUCUCGGUUAAGUGAGGAAAGCUCUAUUCGUGUUCUUCUUCUGGAGGCUGGAGGAAGGCAUGUUCUUGUUCUAUCUGCCGUUUUGGUUUUCUAUAUCAGCGGCAGGGGCCUCGUUUACUCCGUCAUUCCGUCCGCAUAUUCACUUCUUUUUACAACCAAACACGCGUACCAACUGUACACCGAACCUCAGGAAUUUGCCCAGAACAAAAAGAAGUAUUGGCCCAGAGGUAAAAUGCUGGGAGGAUGUCAUUUACUGACGAUAUAUAGAGCUCACUAUGGUGUACCUGGUGACUAUGACAAAUGGGCAACCAUCACUGGAGAUAAAUCUUGGACUUGGGAUAACUUUAAGCAGUAUUUCACAAAAUUUGAGGCCUACGCCAAGAGUACGAAUUAUACUGACAUCGAUAUGUCUAACAAGGGCACCAAAGGGCCAGUGCGGGUUGGGUAUUUCCCAACAUUGACCAAGCAUAGCAAAGCAUUCAUUGAUGCAUGCAAAGGUCUGGGCAUACCAUUCAGCGCAGAUUUUAACACCGGGGAAAACCCCACCGGUGUAAAUCGAUUCAUGACCUACGUUGACGAUAAACUCGAGCGAGUGACGUCUGAAACCGCCUAUUUAACGCCCAAAGUGCUGGCUAGGCCUAACCUCACAGUAGCCAUUGACGCGCAAGUCACGAAGAUACUGGUACAGACGACCGGUGAAGAAAAGCAGGCAUAUGGCGUUGAGUUUACCAACAAACGGAAUGGCCCUGUGUAUCGUGCGAAAUCCCGGAAGGAAGUUAUCCUGUCGGCCGGAGCAAUCCACUCUCCGCAGAUUCUCAUGCUAUCUGGUAUCGGCCCGUCCGAGGAACUCAAGAAAUUCGAUAUACCCGUUGUACAUGACUUGCAGGGCGUUGGCACUCACCUCAUGGACCAUCCAGUGAUCGACUGUAACCUGAAAGACAAGACCAACACAUCGCCCAAAUACCUUAGGCCUACUACGCUCCUGGAUGUGUUCAAAUUCAUCUUUGCUGCCAUACAAUAUUUGAUCUGGAAACGAGGGCCGAUAGCGACAAAUUUAGGAGAGGCCGCGGCUUUUGUGCGAACAGACGAUACAUCGGUGUUCCCUGAUUUCUUGGAGCCUUUGGAAGAUAGCACAUCCAGUCCUAGCAGUCCAGACAUGGAGAUCUUCACUGUGGCCGUAGGGUACCAGAAUCAUGGAAUGAAAUUAUUUACCAAGCACACGUUUUCCCUCCAUUCCGUGUUGCUUCAGCCGCUAAGCAUUGGAAGCAUACGAUUGAAGUCAUUCAGUCCGUUCGAUGAUCCAAUCAUAGAUCCACGAUAUCUCCAGUCCAAAGUGGACGCCAAGAAGUUGGUGCGCGGGUUUAAGCUCUGCCUCAAAAUCUCACGGACGGAACCUCUUGCCGCACUUGUUGAUCAAAAUUGUGAGGAUGCCCAGUUAGAUCACCAACAGCAUACAAAGAACGACGCUGAACUUGAAGAGGUGAUACGAUCUCGCGUGGAGACCUUGUAUCACCCUACCAGCACCUGUCGUAUGGCCCCCUUGAAGGAAUGUGGUGUCGUGGACGUCUUGUUCUCUGUGUAUGGUAUUAAAGGUCUAAGAGUCUGUGAUGCGUCGGUGUUUCCCUCUAUCAUAUCUGGUCACACUGCCGGAGCAACGUUCGCCGUGGCAGAGAAACUCUCGGACAUCAUUAAACGAGAAUUGUCAGAAACGAAAUCCCAAUGA